This is a messenger RNA of Megalops cyprinoides (Indo-Pacific tarpon), 1221 nucleotides long. RefSeq names its product LIM homeobox 3 (gene lhx3). NCBI's taxonomy places the organism in Eukaryota, Metazoa, Chordata, Actinopteri, Elopiformes, Megalopidae. The record is from RefSeq and is a predicted model, not a curated record. The transcript has 6 exons. Gene Ontology annotation, biological process: regulation of transcription by RNA polymerase II; neuron differentiation. Gene Ontology annotation, cellular component: nucleus. Gene Ontology annotation, molecular function: DNA-binding transcription factor activity, RNA polymerase II-specific; RNA polymerase II transcription regulatory region sequence-specific DNA binding. The coding region runs from base 1 to 1221 and encodes 406 amino acids.
AUGGAUGUUCAUAACGAACGGGGCUCCCCAAAACAAGCGCCAAACAACACGGAAAUGCUGUUUGCUUUGCUAGCGCAGAACGAGGAUCUCCGUAAAGAGAUCCCUGUUUGUGCGGGAUGCAACCAGCACAUCGUGGACCGCUUCAUCCUCAAGGUGUUGGACCGCCAUUGGCACAGCAAGUGCUUGAAGUGCAGCGACUGCCAAUCCCAGCUGGCGGAUAAGUGCUUCAGCAGAGGCGACAGCGUCUACUGCAAGGAAGACUUCUUUAAGAGAUUUGGGACUAAAUGCGCCGCCUGCCAACAAGGUAUUCCACCGACCCAAGUCGUCCGGAGAGCGCAGGACUUCGUGUAUCACCUACACUGUUUCGCAUGCAUCGUGUGCAAGAGGCAGCUGGCCACCGGCGACGAGUAUUACCUCAUGGAGGACAGCAGGCUCGUGUGCAAGGCGGACUACGAGACCGCUAAACAGCGAGAGGCAGACUCCACGGCGAAAAGACCACGGACCACGAUCACUGCCAAACAGCUGGAGACCCUGAAAAACGCUUACAACAACUCCCCGAAACCUGCGCGUCACGUCAGGGAGCAGCUGUCGUCGGAAACCGGCUUGGACAUGAGGGUAGUUCAGGUGUGGUUCCAGAACCGGCGCGCAAAGGAGAAGAGGCUGAAGAAGGACGCGGGCCGGCAGAGGUGGGGGCAGUACUUCCGCAAUAUGAAGAGGUCGCGGGGCAGUUCCAAAUCCGAUAAGGACAGUAUCAAAGAGGAGGGGAUGGACAGCGACGCAGAAGUCUCCUUCACAGACGAGCCACCCAUGUCUGACCUUGGCCACUCCAACGGGAUGUAUGGGGGUCUGAGUGAAACGUCUCCGGCGAUGGGGCGACAGGGGGGCGGCCACGGCCCCUUCCCCCUGGAGCACGGGGUGAUCCCGUCACAGGACCAGUACCACGAUAUCCGGUCAAGCAGCCCCUACGGCCUGCCCCAGUCCCCCGGCCCCCUGCAGGCCCUGCCCGGGCACCAGCCCAUCAUCUCUGGCCUGGUGUACCCCGACUCGGGCCUGUCCAUCAUGCCCCAGGGAGGGGCACCGGGCAUGGCCCAGGGCAUGCGGGGGAUGGGGGGCGGAAAUGGGCCCAGCUCAGAUCUGUCCACGGGCAGCAGCGGGGGCUACCCGGACUUUCCCGCCAGUCCCGCCUCCUGGCUCGACGAGGUGGACCACACCCAGUUUUGA